AUGCCUGCAAUUGCCGAUCGCAAUUCGUCUCCUUUCAAGGGAAUGGUGGCCGCCAUCAACUCGGACAAGAGUAGUAGUACCGCUAGAUCCAACGGUUGUUGCACUCCUCAGAAACGGAGGUUAAGAUCCGAUGAGGCGGCUGCGAAGGAGAGUCCAGUGUCGACGCCGAAAAUUAAAUCGGCUCGCCGUCGUUUGAAUUCAAGUCCAAACAGCCCUGCAAAUGGAAUUAAGGAAGAUUUUAGUGAAAAACCAGUGAAGAAAAAUUGGAAUCCGAGAGAUGUUGAGCAAAUGAGGGCAGUUAAGGAGGCAUUGCAUGUUUCAACAGCUCCAUCAACUGUUGUGUGCAGAGAAAAUGAACAGAAAAGGAUUUUGGAGUUCUGCAAGGCAUGUGUAGAACAAGAGAAAGCUGGGAGUUUGUAUCUAUGUGGGUGUCCUGGGACUGGGAAAUCGUUAUCAAUGGAGAAAGUAAAACAGCAAGUUAUUGACUGGGCAAAAAUGCAGGAAGGGUUGCAGCUGCCCGAAGUAUUAGCAAUGAAUUGUACUUCUUUAGCAAACACAUCUGAGAUUUUUAGUAAGAUUCUUGGCAAGCACCAAUCAAAGAAAAAAACUUUGGGCUCAACAUCACAUUUACAACAUCUACAGAACCUGUAUUCUAAUAAACAGGCACCAUCCAGCUCGAAGAUGAUGUUAAUUAUUGCCGAUGAAUUGGAUUAUUUGAUUACGAAGGACAGGGCCGUACUUCAUGAUCUUUUCAUGCUUACAACUUUUCCAUUCUCUAGAUGUAUACUGAUAGGAAUAGCUAAUUCCAUUGACCUAGCUGAUCGGUUUCUUCCAAGACUCCAGUCAUUGAAUUGCAAGCCAAUGGUUGUAACCUUCCGUGCUUACUCUAAAGAUCAAAUCCUUUCAAUACUUCAAGAGAGGCUUUUGGUGCUUCCAUAUAUUGUCUUCCAGCAGCAAGCAUUAGAACUUUGCGCCAGAAAAGUUGCAGCUGCAUCUGGAGACAUGCGGAAAGCUCUUUGUGUUUGUAGGAGUGCGGUGGAAAUUCUAGAAGCAGAAUUAAGAGAAUCUGGAAGCAAUGUGAGUUUGGUGUCAGUAGAAGGGGAGUUCAUUAGCCAGCAGACAGCUUCUGCCCUUGAAAUCUUCCGAGCACAAGAAAAUAAUACUGUCAGGAUUGAUCAUAUGGCUCUCGCAUUGUCAAAGACAUUCAGAUCACCUAUAGUUGAUACUAUACAGUCUCUUCCUCAGCAUCAACUAAUUAUACUUUGCUCUGCUGUAAAGUUUUUCCGAGGCGGAAAGAAGGAUACAACAGUUGGGGAGCUAAAUAAAUCAUACAUUGACAUUUGCAAAUCAACACUGAUACCACCAGUUGGAAUUUUGGAGUUUCUAAGCAUGUGCAGAGUGCUAAAUGAUGAGGGGCUCUUCAAACUAGGCCAGUCUCGUGAUGAUAAAUCGAGGAGAGUAACACUAAAAGCUGAUGAAGCCGACAUCUCCUUUGCACUGCAGGGAGUUCGAUUCUUUCGGAAUUGUCUUCAGUGA
Molecule: messenger RNA, 1536 nt
Organism: Durio zibethinus
Lineage: Eukaryota; Viridiplantae; Streptophyta; Magnoliopsida; Malvales; Malvaceae
Product: DNA replication factor CDC6B-like
Biological process (GO): cell division; mitotic DNA replication checkpoint signaling; DNA replication initiation
Cellular component (GO): nucleus
Molecular function (GO): ATP hydrolysis activity; DNA replication origin binding
Source: RefSeq, a predicted model, not a curated record